AUGUAAUUUUGGAUUCAGAAUUCAAAUAUAUUACCUCAUCACAAGUAGCCUCUAAUUUAAGUUUUCAUAGGUCUUAUGCAACUUCAAUACAUAAAGUUCCCUGUGCUGGUUCUAUAAAUCUAUUAUUUUACGAUACAUGUUUAGCUAUACACCUAACUAAACUAUUUAUGCCUUAGGCUUCAAGUAUUUAAGUAAGGUCGUAUAUUCUCAUGUCUAGAACAAGUAAGUGCUGCACAUUUUCUUAAUUUGUAAAAUGUUGAAAUUGCAUUCAAUCUGAAGGAGGUUAUUAAUUAAAAUGCACAUAAAUUAAUUAUAAUUUAGUCUCAUGUUUUCGGUUUACGGAGAACUCGAACUUCACAGCCUUGA
Paramecium octaurelia is the source of this 366-nucleotide messenger RNA. The record is from the annotation of a GenBank genome assembly. NCBI's taxonomy places the organism in Eukaryota, Ciliophora, Oligohymenophorea, Peniculida, Parameciidae.